CUCUGCUGAGAGACUUUGAAGCACAGCCUUGCUUGCGGGAUGGCGUGCUGUAUGUAGCACAGACCGGCAGACAGAGGAGUCCUGGUUCAGAGUUAAGGCCAGUGAAACAGGCCAUCCGUGGCCCGUGGCCCACUUCAACAGUCCGUCCCAUUUGUAAUUUCCUUCCCUGGUGCCUACUCAGCAGGGAUCCCUUAGGUUGCUCAAAGGGUAGGCUCAGUAUAUAAACCCCUAGUGGGGGAAACUGAGUCCCGACGGAAAAGUCCUAAAACCUUGAACUUGAUGAAAAGGGUUUUGGUUGCUUUGGCCGAGGUUUGUCCACCUUCUCUUCUGGGCCCUGGUAGUGGUGGUAAAUAAGGGCCCUUUCUCCCGUGCUAGCAGUUGGGUUUGGGCCUAAUGAGGUGGGAAGAGGGGGCCCGUGACGCCUGCGUUCACGUAGCCGGUGCUGACCGGGCACGUGCUGAGCGUCCCGACGGGGCGCUGGGCACUCCACUUCGUGAGUUCAUUUGAUCCUCCGGGCAGCCUGCGGCCGAGGUGCUUGCUCUGUCCCUUGGUGGAGACACUAUCCCCCCCGGAGCCAGAGGGGCAGUGGGAUCUCAGCUCAUCCUGGCUGGCUCCAGUCCCGCAUUCUCGCCACCAUGCCGCGUUCGCUCUUCGUCCAGCGCCUGCCUCGGUGGAAAGGCGGUGCGGUCCCUGCCGUAAGCCGGGUGUGUCGUCCUGGGGGCUGUUCCCGGGCCGUUACUGCCUGGGCACUGUGCUGCUACUUCCAGGAGGGGCUCGGGUGGCCCAGGGCCUCCUUUCUGGACAGCAGGGCCCGGCCGGGGCCUCUCUGCGUCCCGGUGGUUCCGGCAGUGCCCUGGAUAGAGGAGGUGGCUUCGUGUGGGUCCAGUGCUCCUGCUUGGGGAGGCCACCCUCCUCCCAGCGGCCCUCUGGCUGAAGUGCCCUGACGGACAAGGCCCAGCUGGGAGAGGCCUCGGCCGCGCCUGGAAUUCCCCUCGCUCUGGCAUUCACGUUGGCCGGGGGCCUGGGAGCGGAGGGAGGUGCCAUCUGCCGGCUGGGAGCAGCCUGUCUGCAUGCUUGGAGGUGGAAGGACCGAGUCCUCCAUAGCCGGCCACCUCCACGCUCUGGGGAGUUGACUGCACUUGGCCAUUUCCUGGAAGAGCCCCAGCCUGAGGGCAAGCGGCUGAUGGGGAGCUGUUACUGCUGAUGCCAGUCACCUGGGAGGUGCCCAGGAGGUCACCCUCUGCCCAAGUCUGCCCAACCGAAGAUGGCUCGUGCCCACCCUGGGAUGGAGCCCAGUGCCUGAGGUCCUUACCAUGGUGAUGAUCCUGAGUAAAAGCCUCGACAACCAGGGAGCUGACUCCAUAGCAUGCAGGACCUUCAACCCUGAGCUGCACACGCCAAAGAAGAUGAGUCAAGGACCGACACUUUUCUCUUGUGGAAUUAUGGAAAAUGACAGAUGGCGAGACCUGGACAGGAAAUGCCCUCUUCAGAUCGAGCAGCCGAGCGCCAGCAUCUGGGAGUGCCUGCCCGAGAAGUGUCAGGACGGCGCUCUGUGGCACCGGGAGGCAGCGACCGCCUGCGCGGUGACCAACCUGAUCAAAGACCUCAGCCUCAGCGACCACAACGGGAACCCGUCAGCGCCCCCCAGCAAACGCCAGUGCCGGUCACUGUCCUUCUCCGAUGAAAUGUCCAGCUGCCGGACAUCGUGGAGGCCCUUGGGCUCCAAAGUCUGGACUCCGGUGGAGAAGAGACGUUGUUACAGCGGGGGCAGCGUCCAGCGCUAUUCCAACGGCUUCAGCACCAUGCAGAGAAGCUCCAGUUUCAGCCUCCCCUCCCGGGCCAACGCGCUGUCCUCGCCCUAUGACCAGGCAGGGUUCCACCACCGCUUUGGAGGUCAGCGCUGCCAAGGGGCGCCGGGCUCGGCCACCUGUGGACAGGCGGGCGACAUCUGGAGCCCUGGCCCGGCCCCCGUGGGAGGCGGCCGGCUUGACAUGCAGCGGUCCUUCUCCUGCUCGCACGAGCAGUUUUCCUUCGCGGAGUACCGUCCACCCUCAGCCAACAGCACACCCGCCUCAACCCCAGAGCUGGCCAGGCGCUCCAGCGGGCUGUCCCGAAGCCGCUCCCAGCCGUGUGUCCUUAACGACAAGAAGGUCGGCAUUAAGCGGCGGCGCCCAGAAGAGGUGCAGGAGCAGCGGCCUUCCCUGGACCUUGCUAAGAUGGCACAGAACUGUCAGACCUUCAGCAGCCUCAGCUGCCUGAGUGCGGGGAUGGACGACUGCGGCCCGCACAGCCCCUUCGCCCUCCACGUCAGCAGCACCAGGUCCUGGACCGCCUUGCUCUCGGCCUCGGCCUCCAGCCUGGGGGGCAGGACCCCUGCCGGGACCCCGGUCCCUGAGCCUCUGCCCCCGGCCUUGGACGACCAGCUCGCCUGCAAGGAGGAGCAGUGCUGCGAGGAGUCAGGUGGCUGUGCCCCGGGUGAGGGCUGUGGCAGGGGCUGGGGGCCGGCCACGGCCUGGCGGGACCACGGGGUGGCCGGGAACAGCCCCUGCUCCCUGGACGGCGAGUUGGACAUCGAACAGAUAGAGAACAACUGAGGGGCAGCGGGCACCGGGCGGGCACUUGAAGCGGGGAGCCCCACCCGGGGAGCUCCUCAGGGGCGUCGGGUCCCGGGGAGCGUGCGCUCUGGCUCCGGAGAGGCUGUCCCGCCCGUGGGCCUGGCCCCGCCGCGUGACCGACCGCCCCGGCUCCUCCCAGCACGGUGGCCGCGUCCACCAGGCCACCGGAGCCCGAGAGCAGCUUCUUGGUCUGGGCCCCUUCCCUCCCCACCCCCGUUCCUCGCCGGCCACCCCACCGGGCACCUCGCGCAUCUCCCGCAGGGCUGGACGCUCUGCACGUGCGACUCCCAGGGGAGCUGGUUGCGGGGCUUGUGCUCAGGGCCAUACGGUGGCGUCAGGCCCUUCCCGGCCUCCUGCUCAGGUUCAUUUUGGGGGGGUCGGCCCCACAGCUUCUUUUCACUCCGUUUUAUUCCGUGCCUUCUCCCCCAGGUAUCCCUGCUCCCGACUUGGGAAGGUUCGGGAGAUGCUUCCCUCUGUAGUAACACCGGAACCGUUUGGCCUUAAUUCCAAGGGUGGGAGACGGAGGCCCCUGGGGUGCCGGGAGGGGGCUCUCCACGCCGGAACCCUGGGGGCCUGGGGGACGGCUCGGGCUGCUCGUCCGAGGCGUCUGCGUCGGGUGGACAUGGGUGGCUAUGUUGGCCGAGAAGAUAGACCUCCUUGCCUCUCCCGUGGCGCGGAGAGCCUGACCCCGUGGCUCUGUGCCACUCCGGGGGCCGCUUGGGCAGGCUGGCACGCGGCAGCCAUUCUCUGUGGUGAAAUGGCCACUGCGUGAUUAGCUUAGCUGAUUCAGGUGAGUGCAGAGAGGUCACCAGUAACGGGAAACCUCUCGAAAAUGUCCUCAGGAGGCAGGAGCCGGGAGCAGGUGCACACACCAGGCCCUGUGCACGUUUUGGGGGUGGAGGAUGCCUGUUGGCUGCUCGGGGGGGGGGGGGGGGGGGCGGGCCUGGGCUGGGGGCCUGCAAGGCCCUCUGCAGAAUUCUAAGCACACUGUCGCUGUCUGGUGGGGACUGCUGCCGGCUUCGGUCAGGCACACCAGCCACCUCCGGGGCGAGCACCCCUGCUGGCCAGCGGGGGGAGCAGUGCGCGGAGCGU
Messenger RNA from Acinonyx jubatus (cheetah), 3707 nucleotides. RefSeq names its product family with sequence similarity 53 member B (gene FAM53B). Gene Ontology annotation, biological process: protein import into nucleus; positive regulation of canonical Wnt signaling pathway. Gene Ontology annotation, cellular component: nucleus. The transcript has 5 exons. The record is from RefSeq and is a predicted model, not a curated record. The coding region runs from base 1314 to 2594 and encodes 426 amino acids. Lineage: Eukaryota; Metazoa; Chordata; Mammalia; Carnivora; Felidae.